Messenger RNA from Strongyloides ratti, 2175 nucleotides. RefSeq names its product Bifunctional glutamate/proline--tRNA ligase. The coding region runs from base 1 to 2175 and encodes 724 amino acids. Gene Ontology annotation, biological process: glutamyl-tRNA aminoacylation; translation. The record is from RefSeq and is a predicted model, not a curated record. Gene Ontology annotation, cellular component: cytosol; cytoplasm; methionyl glutamyl tRNA synthetase complex. Gene Ontology annotation, molecular function: glutamate-tRNA ligase activity; ATP binding. The transcript has a single exon. NCBI's taxonomy places the organism in Eukaryota, Metazoa, Nematoda, Chromadorea, Rhabditida, Strongyloididae.
AUGGUUUCUUGUAAUGAAAAAAAAGAUGUACCAACUUUGGUAAAAGCUGCUCCAAAAGUUCAACAUAAUGAAACACUUCCAAUAAUUGUCAAAAAGUCUUCAUUACCCUAUACUUCUCUUUUAGUAUUGGCUUUCUCUGGAUUUGACUAUGAAAAAAGUUUACUAGUUCUUGAUGAAAACAACAAAGAUCAAACAGGAAUUUUUGUUGGUGGACAAUGGUAUAGUGAAGAUGUUGAAAUUGCCAAAUUUAUCGCAAGAAACAGCAAUAAACGUGCUUUACUUCUUGGUAAUAAUUUUAAUGAUUCUCAACUUAUUGAAAAUGUUCUUUCUGCUUGUUUAUUAAAAACAGCAAUACCAGAUUCUGUUUCACAAAGUCUUGCUAGUAGUUCUAGUUCAACAGUUAUCCCAAAAAAGACAACAUUAGCUGAUCUUGCUUUGUUUGUAAGAUUAGUUGAAGACAAAAAACUCAUGGAACAAACUCAUUUUAAAAAUUUGUAUAACAAGAUUCUUGGUGACAAAACUUUUGAAAAUGUUCAUAAAUUUGUUGGAAAAGUUGAUCCUUCAAAGGUAGAAAAAAUUGAGACUAAACCUAAAGAGAAAACAAAGGAUAAGGGAAAGUUUGUUGAAUUACCUGGAGCUGAAAAAGGUAAAGUUGUCGUUAGAUUUCCACCUGAGGCAUCAGGUUAUCUUCAUAUUGGACAUGCUAAAGCUGCUCUUUUAAAUCAGUACUAUCAACAAGAAUUUGAAGGUCAACUUAUAAUGAGAUUUGAUGAUACUAAUCCAGCUAAAGAAAAUGCUCAUUUUGAAGAAGUAAUCAAAGGUGAUUUAGAAAUAUUGAAAAUCAAACCUGAUAGAUGGACACAUUCAAGUGAUCACUUUGAUUUACUUUUGGAGCUCUGUGAGAAAUGUAUUAAAGAAGGAAAAGCUUUUGUUGAUGAUACCGAUGCGGAGACUAUGAAGAAUGAGCGUGAAGCAAGACAGGAGUCUAAGAAUAGAAAUAAUUCAGUUGAGAAAAAUCUCCAGAUGUGGGAAGAAAUGAAGAAAGGAUCAGAAGAAGGUAUUAAAUGUUGUGUUAGAAUGAAAAUUGAUAUGAAUUCAAAUAAUGGAGCAAUGCGUGAUCCUACUAUUUACCGUUGUAAACCAGAACCACACAUUAGAACUGGUAACAAGUACAAAGUUUAUCCUACAUAUGACUUCACCUGCCCAGUUGUUGAUUCUGUUGAAGGUGUAACUCAUGCUUUAAGAACAACUGAAUAUCAUGAUCGUGAUGAUCAAUAUUACUAUAUUUGUGAUGCUUUAGGAAUAAGAAAACCAUAUAUUUGGGAUUAUGCAAGAUUAAACAUGACACAUACAAUGAUGUCUAAAAGAAAAUUAACUUGGAUGGUUGAUGAAGGAAUAGCUGAUGGAUGGAAUGAUCCUAGAUUACCUACAGUUAGAGGAAUAAUGAGAAGAGGUCUUACUGUUGAAGGUUUAAAAAAUUUCAUUGUAGCUCAGGGUGGAAGUCGAUCUGUUGUAACAAUGGAAUGGGAUAAAAUUUGGGCAUUUAAUAAGAAAGUAAUAGAUCCAAUUGCUCCAAGAUACACCGGACUUGUAAAGGAAAACUUAGUUACUGUUAAUGUCUUAAAUCAAACUGAAGAAAUUAGUAAAGAAAUUGAUCUUCAUCCAAAGAAUCCAAGUGUUGGAAAGAAAAAAGUUAAUUAUUGUCAAAAAGUAUACUUAGAACAAGAAGAUGCUAAAGCAUUAAAAGAAGGAGACGUUGUAACCUUUGUAAAUUGGGGCAACAUGAAUGUUAAGAAAAUCGUCAAAAAUGGCGAUGUUAUUACAGAGAUGUCUGUUGAAUAUGAUCCAAAUAAUACUGAUUUCAAGAAAACAUUGAAAUUUACAUGGCUUUCGGAAUCUAAGAAUGAAAAAUUAGUUAAUUUAAUUUGUAAUGAAUAUGAUUAUUUAAUUUCAAAACCUAUUGUUGGUAAAGAUGAAGAUUGGAAAGACUUUAUCAAUAGAAAUAGUCAUAAAAUUAUUGAAAUGGUUGGAGAAGAAUCAUUGAAAACAUUGAAGAAAGGAGAUAUAAUUCAAAUUCAAAGAAAGUCUUUCUAUAUUUGCGAUGAAGAUUAUGAUAAGAAAGACAAUAUCUUAAAACUUAUUGCAAUUCCAGAUGGUUCAUCAAGUAAAAAUUAA